UCUGUCCGCCAUUCGUCUGGAGAGGUGGCGGUAACUAUGGUAACGAGGUAUGAUUAUUUCAAGUAGGGGUGCGGGGUCCCUCUUUAAGACUGGUUUCGGUGGGAGAAAAGGAGACUUCUUUCUUCGAUCUAUUGUAUUAGCCCUAGAGUUAAGAGAAAUGAGCAUUCGCGCCUGAAACAUCGUUUAGAGCGUUUGAUUCCUUUUUUUUUAAUCUUUUCUCUUUUUCAAAAGCUUCUGUUUUAGAAAAAAAAUUUAAAAAAUUUAUUUGUGUUGUAAAUUUUUUAUUUUAUUUUUCCUCUUUUAACUUUUUUGAAUUUUGAGAAAUGCCUUUUAAAUUUAAAAAAGGUGAAAUUCUGAAAUCACAAGCACGUAAAGUUGUGCACAAUGUGUUUGAGUUUUUUGCUAAUGAAGCUAAGGAAAAAGCCCUUAAAUUACCUCUCCAUCAACCAUCUGAUAGAGCAUGUCUGGCUACUGGAGUGUCAGACUUCACACUCAGAAAAAUAAAAAGAGAAGUUUCUUGUUUAGGAGAAGAAGGUGUGUUGCGCACUCCCGGAAAAAACAGGAAAAAGAAAUCUGGUGGACUUGCUCAUCUAGAUGAUUUUGACAAAUGUGUUAUUCGUCAAACCAUCCAGGAGUUCUAUAUAAGGGGAAAAAAAGUGCCAUCGCUUCGAAAAUUAAUUCCUGUUCUUCGCGAACGAAUUAAUUUUGAAUUUGAGAAAGAUUCAUUGAGGAAAGUUUUAUAUUCCUUAAACUUUCGAUGGAAGCGGUGCACUCCCCAAAGAAAACUGCUUAUCGAAAGGCCAAACAUUGUUUUUUGGCGCAAUAAAUUUCUGAGAGAAAUUCGUGAGCAUCGGAGGAUGCAGCGUCAACUAGUUUAUUUGGAUGAGACAUGGGUUGACAGCAAUUUAACAUUCCAGAAAUGCUGGCAGGACGAAAAUAACAACAUUGGUGCUAUAUCAAACGUCAGUUCGAAAAAUAGACUUAUCGUUGUUCACGCAGGAACGUCAAGUGGAUUUAUUCCGGGAGCUUUGUUGGCCUAUAAGGCAUCUAGUCAGUCUGCAUUGCUGAAAAUUAAGCAUAUGAGUAAGAGACUGAAGGAUUGA
This is a messenger RNA of Parasteatoda tepidariorum (common house spider), 1103 nucleotides long. RefSeq lists its product as uncharacterized. Lineage: Eukaryota; Metazoa; Arthropoda; Arachnida; Araneae; Theridiidae. The record is from RefSeq and is a predicted model, not a curated record.